CUCCGGAGGAGCAGCAACACAUUUUCCUCCAGAGAGUUUAAAAGCAUGCACGCGCGCGGCGCCUCCAUGCUUUUCACGGAGCAAUUUAGCUCGCGCUGUAAAUUACCAUGGUGACACAGCCGCCUGCAUAAAAGCCUACGUCCACACUUCUCACUUUGUGAGUCCGGAUUGUGACCGUGACAACGUCGUCAGAACCAGCUCCAUGACUCCGAACUCCUCCGAAGACACUCGGACCAUCUCUGUCUUCACCUCCAAGCUGACUCCAGCGGCUGACGUGUGUGUGGGACUGGUCAUCCUCUCCGUCGUUCUGCUCUCUGUUCUGGGAAAUGGGCUGGUUCUGGUAAUUUGUUACCGCAGGAGGAAGAAGAUGGUGGGCUCAGAGUUGCUGUGCGUCAACCUAGCCGUGGUCGACUUCCUCUGCUGCAUCUGCUUCUACCCGCUCUCCAUCCUGUCCUCUUUCCACCACCGUUGGCUUGGAGAAAACAUCACAUGUGUUUACUACGGCCUCGGCUGCUACAUCUUUGGCCUGUGUGGCAUGUUCACCAUCGCCGCCAUCAGUAUAAUCCGCUACCUGAAGACCUGCUACAGCUCCAUUUAUGCUGGGUGGCUGAAAGGAGCUAACAUCAACAUAGCGUGCGGCUCCACCUGGCUCAUCGCUGCUGUGUGGUCCAGCUUGCCCCUGUUUGGUUGGGGCAAGUACGUCCCUGAGCCGUACGGACUGUCCUGCACCAUCGCCUGGAAGGGAUAUCAUACCUCAGCCAAGGAUGCCUUCUACGUCAUCUGCUCCUUCGCCUGCUUCACAAUGGUUCCAGUCCUCCUCAUCGUGGUGUCCCAGUGUCAGAUCCUCUACAAGGUGUCUCGCUUCUCCCACUUGCUGUCUGCGAAACACAGCCGCAACAAACUGCGAUACGCUGAAAAACAACUCUCCAUGAUGUUUUUCUGCAUCAGCCUGGGUUUUAUAAUUGCCUGGGCGCCAUACGCUAUUGUGUCCUUCCUCUUCAUUUUCCACAAGGGGACCCAGUACAUGGCUCCUGAGGGCUUCGUGUUUUCCGCCCUCUUUGCCAAAAGCUCCCACAUCUACAACCCAUUUAUUUACUUUUACUUUAACCAGCCUUUCCAAAAGGAGCUCCGCUGCCUGCUCUGUCCCAAGUUGGGAGGAAACCAAGUGGGCGUCGACUUUGCCGAAGUCCAAGUUCAAUAUCCCAUCCACAUUCAGCUCCAGGAAAGACGCUACGUCCAAAAGAAGAAUGUUGAUUUAUCUUGUGUCAUAACUCACAGCAAAGAAAGACAAAGAACAAAGAAUCGCACAGAAACCGCAAUCGUGUCGUGAUCAGGCCGGUAUAUGCCAGUGUGUAAAACAAAACAUUUCAUAAAACACUUUAACAUUUCACUCAGCAUUUCAACAUUUCACAAAACAGCAAAGCAAAAAAUAAAAUGACAUUUGAUGAGACCCAAACCGGAAAAGGUAGGUACGUAUUGGACAAUGAUUCCUCGUUGCAGAUUGGAUGGACUGGCUGUCAGUCUGUGACAAACGGUAGUUCUUCUCCUUUUGGAUUUAAGGCAGACUGAUGACCUACGGCUGGUAGGUAGGUAGGUAGACACAAAACUAAAACCCAGAUAACAUAAAUGCACGCCCAAAUAAUUAACAAAACCUUGUUAAAAACAUCAACUAGGACAGGAACAGUUCAGAACACAGUCCCAUGAGCCUUUGUACUGCUUAAAUUCAGAACAGUCAAUUUAGGGCGCAAGGCGUCACGCCUGCCGUUACAGCCUACUAUAUUGCGCUUCAGAGUGUAACCUAUGUUGCAACCUAAAAGUAUUAUUUUAGAAUAGCCUAGAAUAGGGAUAUGCUUAAUUCUGUAGGCAAAUUUUGUUGUAAUUUAAUUUGAUAAUUGAAUAUUCUAUUUAUAUUCUGUAUCGUGCGUCGUCGCCAGACAAAAUGUAUUGAGUGAAUUCCAGUCAAUCAAUAUACAGUAAGCCUAUGUUAUAGCCUAUAGGUUUAAAUGUAUUUCAAUUCAUUCAAUACAUGUUCCAGGCCCUUUAUCCAUUAUACAAGUUGCUCUUAAAGUACUGACAGUGUAAAAAUAAUACAAUUAAAUUCUAGUACCUCAUCACCUUAUGUGACCUGGAGCCUACCGUUGGAAGAAGCCAUUUUAACUCUAACAUUGAUUGAACAUUGGCACCAUCUACUGGAUCAUACACUAAUUGCCUUUAUUAAGCAUAAUAGAUCUGUUUACCUGUAACUUUAUGUACGUAUAUGCAUGCAUGUAUACACUUUAUCAUAUAGUACCAGUGCUUAAAUUGGCUUUUGUAGGAGGGGGAGCCCUUAUUUACGGUGAAUGGUCAUCAUUCAAAAUCGCGCCGUAAAACUACUUGUUUUUUCACACCAAAUUGGGUAUUCAGUAUUCAAACAAAGAAAUACUUUACAAUUCACUUACUUUUUUUUUUUUACCUUUAGGCUAAUGUUAACAGACAGGUAACGGAUUUUACACUUGGUAAAUGUAUGAAAUUGAACAUGUUUGAAAAUAUUGGUUGACAAAUAUGUAAACAAGAAAAUUUUGUUGAUUUAAGAGAAUCUGGGAAAAUUUCUGAUGGGGGCAGUCUGGGGGUCCACCCCCAGAAUUUUUUUUGCAUAAAAUUCUUUAUUCCCUGCAUUUUGGUGAAUUUGUAUGCACCUAUUUCUAUAUUUUUCUGAAUCAAUAUGCCUGAAAUAUAAAAAACUAUACAGUGGGGAGAACAAGUAUUUGCUACACUGCUGAUUUUGCAGGUUUUCCUACUUACAAAGCAUGUAGAGGUCUGUGAAUUGUAUCAUAGGUACACUUCAACUGUGGGAGACAGAAUCUGAAAAAAAUCCAGAAAAUCACAUUGUAAGAUUUUUAAAUAAUUGGAAUUUUAUUGCAUGACAUAAGUAUUUGAUAAAUCAGAAAAGCAGAACAUAAUAUUUGGUACAGAAACCUUUGUUUGCAAUUCUAGAGAUUAUAUGUUUCCUGUAGUUCUUUUUGGCCCACUCCUCCAUACAGACCCACUCCAGAUCCUUCAGGUUUUGGGGCCGUCGCUGGGCAGUACAGACUUUAUGCUCCCUCCAAAGAUUUUCUAUUGGGUUCAGGUCUGGAGACUGGUUAGGCCACUCCAGGACCUUGAGAUGCUUCUUACAGAGCCACUCCUUAGUUGCCCUGGCUGUGUGUUUCGGGUCGUUGUCAUGCUGGAAGACCCAGCCACGGCUCAUCUCCAACGCUCUUACUGAAGGAAGGAGGUCGUUGGCCAAGAUCUCCUGAUUCAUGGCCCCAUCCAUCCUCCCCUCAACACGGUGCAGUCGUCCUGUCCCCUUUGCUGAAAAGCUUCUGUGGUCCCAGCUCAAGUAAACAAGUAUGGCGUUAUGAAAUCGGGGGGGGGGGGGUAACUUUUGCUGCUAAAGAUUUCUAAAGAAUUUUUGCUAUAUUUUACCUUUUAAAAGUAACUUGCCCAACACUGCUA
This is a messenger RNA of Etheostoma spectabile (orangethroat darter), 3474 nucleotides long. RefSeq names its product opsin 8, group member c (gene opn8c). Gene Ontology annotation, biological process: G protein-coupled receptor signaling pathway. Gene Ontology annotation, cellular component: membrane. The record is from RefSeq and is a predicted model, not a curated record. Lineage: Eukaryota; Metazoa; Chordata; Actinopteri; Perciformes; Percidae. Gene Ontology annotation, molecular function: G protein-coupled receptor activity.